GGAAGAAAUAUCGCUAGGCCUACGUUGAGUUUACAAUCACGGGUGGUAUUGUGAAUGUCAAUUGAAGAUAUAUGCAAAACACAAACAUGGCUGACAGUACAAAAGCACAUCGAAUGAUAGAUGAACUUGCUGGUGAAAUUAUUGGCUUAAAAACGGCUAGCCGAUUGGCUUAUACUUGUUUAGAGAGGAUUGAACAAGAAACGAUGGACGCUGUGUUUAAAAAAUGUAUGUGGCCAUUCUAUAUGUACCCAUCUGGAAGCGCGCAUGAAGGCAUGCCAGAUGACGUCUGUGGCGACCAGGACAAUAUGAUGAGGAUGCGAGAAUUUCCACUGGUAAUAUGGCAACCCCCUGCAAGCGGAACACACAGAAUAGGGUAUUUAACAGCUGAAAAGAAUCCAAAUGAGCCGACGUAUCUGAGACUAAGGGUACCGGUACUUGACAAAGGGUGUUUAAACGGUGGGUUAAGAGGUGGUACCACGGAUGAAGGUGGAUAUCUGAAGAGCAGCGAUUUUAUGAACGUAAAUUUAAUAAAUUUUAUAAGCAAUCAUGAUAAUGAUAUAAAAAUACAAGGCCCUGCUUUAGCAACUAGUUUGGACUUGGAAGGCAUGUCAUUUGUGUUGAACUCUAUGGACGCUGUGUUCUGUUUGAAAUGCCAGUUAUGGCCGUCUAUCACCAGCGAUUUUUUUACAAGAGUAAGAAUAAACAACUGGCCUUCUGAAGCCCUGCUGAACAGGGUCUCUGGUCUAGAUUGUCUUGUAGUUGCUGCUGCACACCCUAGUACUACAUCAAAGGAUAUUGAAUGGAGAUUGUCUUUUUCCGUAGCCGAGAAAGAGCUUAUACACGAGAUGUAUGGACCGCACUUUAAAUGCAUGUAUGCCUUGAAAAUGCUCAAGAAAAAGUACAUUGUAUUCAGUGAAUCUGAGAAACCAACGCCCUUCUGUUCAUAUUUUAUAAAGACCGCUUGCUUGUGGAUGUGUGAAUCAUUCUCAUGUACAGAUAACAACGUCAUGGAUUUGAUUAGAAUAGCCCUAGACUGGCUUAUUAAUUGCUAUCAACGCAGAAUUCUGCCCCAUUACUUUGUUCCACAGCAAAAUCUGAUCGGUCACCUAUCAAAGAAACGUUGUGAAGAUGUAAGAGAAAAGUUGAUUGUUGUUAAGGAAGAUCUUUGGAGAAUGAUUAUGAUGUCUGGUGUCGACGAAGGUAGUUUUCAGCUUGAUAUCGUGAAUUAUAUAUGUGAUAGUCUUAAUAUCACAAAAGUCAAUGAAGACUACACAUCACUGAAGGCACAUCUCUUGGAUCACUCAUUGGCUACAGAGGUAAUUCAAUCAGCGCUUCUGCAGUUAAAUUCCAAAUAUGAUUUAAUAGAGUAUGCCAAAAUUACAAAGAAGGCAGAUGCAGAACUUACGAUCCUGCCAAUGACUCUAACAACUCUCAUCGACCAGAAUGCACAUCCCUCAGACAUCCUUAGGGUUUCAAUGGAAAUAAUGCUGCCAAUUGUAGAUAAUAUCCAAGAGAUAAUACCAAAGGGGUGUGGGGGAUUUUUCAAGACUCAUUUGUAUAGAACAUUAGGCGAUGUGUAUACUUCUCUGUUGAUAUUCUUACGAAACAGAUGUUCCCAUGAAGAUCUGAACCUUCACCAAGUUAAACCGUUACAAUACUACGAAUUAGGUGGUGAAAUGGUAUUUCCUGGUCAGUGGAGUGAUCGUGGCAUUGGUGGUCGAAUUCAUGUAAUGAAAUACCAUUAUUUAAUGGGUAAUUGUAAAGAACUGAAAAAGAUGCUGGCAUUACUUGAACCUGUACUCUCUAACCUUGAGGAAAACAGCGAUUAUAUUGAAAGGCUUAUUUGUAUAGAGGUACACACAGACACAAGUUGGAAACUGGGUGUGUGGGCUCCUGAUGAACUGUUGUGGCACCACUUUAAGCGUUUUUACCCUCACAAGUUUGUGCUUCAUCCCAUCUUACUCGCCCUUUAUAUAAAGGCCAGAUUAUUACUUAAUGAGUGGGAAAUUGAGAAUGCAUCAAAAAUCGUGGAAGAGAUAGAGGAACACCUUAUGUUUACAGAAUAUUUAGCGGACACUGCCAUCGUGUUGAUAAGAAUCAUAGAAAGUCUAAUAGGUCUGUUAAUGGUGAUGAAAAUGAUUGCUGACGGAAAGUGUAGAGACACAUCAAAUUAUACUGAUACAGAGCAAAAUAAAAUGUUUUUUAUUGGGCCUUCACCUGAGCAGUCUGCCAAGGUGGGGUCAAAUGUAAAAUACAGCGAUGGGAACUAUUAUGGUGAAGGAGCUAUGCUAAAUGAAUCAGCUGCGAGAUUUCCCACAUUAUUUGAAGAAAGAGAUAGGUUAAACACUUUUUCUGGCUGGCCACAUAUAAAACCUGAUAAAAAAUUGCUUGCGAAGGCAGGAUUUUUCUUUCAAGGUUCUGGAGAUUAUGUGGAAUGCUUUUACUGUGGUCUUGGGCUUGAUGCUUGGGAACCAAAUGAUGACCCUUUUUAUGAACACGCUAAAUAUGCUGAUGAAUGUACCUGGCUGGAAGGAAUGGAAGGGAAGGCUUUCAUCACCAAAAGCAAGCAGAGAUACGAACUGCAGAAUCAGGGUAUUAUAUAA
This is a messenger RNA of Anneissia japonica, 2603 nucleotides long. RefSeq lists its product as uncharacterized. The record is from RefSeq and is a predicted model, not a curated record. Bases 72 to 2603 code for a protein of 843 amino acids. The transcript has 2 exons. NCBI's taxonomy places the organism in Eukaryota, Metazoa, Echinodermata, Crinoidea, Comatulida, Comatulidae.